Messenger RNA from Cryptotermes secundus, 2401 nucleotides. RefSeq names its product glyoxylate/hydroxypyruvate reductase A. The record is from RefSeq and is a predicted model, not a curated record. NCBI's taxonomy places the organism in Eukaryota, Metazoa, Arthropoda, Insecta, Blattodea, Kalotermitidae. Bases 83 to 1084 code for a protein of 333 amino acids. The transcript has 6 exons. Gene Ontology annotation, molecular function: NAD binding.
GUUUCUUCAUUCAACUUCCUAUGUAUGAAACGUCGACAUCCCUUUCCACGAAACCAAAGUAUUUAAUUUGACUCAUAUUUAAAUGAGGAUGGCGACAAGCGAAGUGAGGUUUGUACCAGUUUACAGCAAGAUUUUCGAUCUAACGAAGUGUUUAAAAACCAUUUUACCAAAUAUUCAAUUUCAAGAAGUUUCUCCCGGUGCAUCAGUUGAAGACAUAAAUAUAUUAAAACAGGCCGAGAUAAUCGUAGCAGACAAUAAUUUGCUGGGAAUGCAGCUUUACAAUUUACCAGCUGCCAAAUGGGUCCAAGGAACCUUCGCUGGUGUAGAAACUAUAGUGCAGCACUAUGUUGUCAGCAAACCAAAACCAUCCUUUAUUAUUACACGAUUUUCUAAUUACUUUUUUGGCUCUGCAAUGGGUGAGUAUGUGGUAGCUAAUAUUGUCAACCAUGAACGAAACUUGAUGGCUGUAUAUGAAAAUCAGCAAUCCAGCCUGUGGAAAAUAGAUGGAAAGAUUUCUAACCACCGCACGAUUGCAGAUCUUACCAUAGGAAUCCUUGGUGCUGGAACAAUAGGAAGAGAUAUUGCCAAGUUACUGAAAACACUACAUGCUUGUGUUUGGGGCUUAGUUUGUACAGUACCUUCAGAAGAUAACAAGUCACCUUACAUAGAUGAAUACAGAUUACAUUCAGAUUUACCGGAUCUACUCCACAACUGUGAUUAUAUAAUCAGUGUUCUUCCUUCUACCCCGGGCACCACUGGCCUCCUGAAUGAGGACAUGCUAAAACAUUGUGCACAGAAGCAGCCAGUAUUCAUUAACAUAGGACGAGGAACAGUCAUAAAAGAAAAGGAUUUAGUAAAUGCUCUAAGCAGAGGAUGGUUGUCGGCUGCGAUAUUGGAUGUGUUUGAGACAGAGCCACUACCAGUUUCAAGUGUCUUAUGGACCAUGCCUCAGGUGAAGAUAACACCACAUGUAUCUGGCUGUUCACGUCCUCAAGACAUAGCCAUGUUCUUCAAAGAAAAUCUCAUCAGGUUCCAAUCCAAUAAGCCACUGGAAAGUGUAUUGGACCUGGACAAAGGAUACUGAUGUAUUCAGUCAUGUGCCAAAUUUUGACCAGGUUAACAGCUGGAUGGCAACCUAGAGUCCACUUCCAGUGCUACUAAGUACACCUUUGAUGCUGGAUACCUGAUGAGGCUGUUUCAUGUAAGAUGAGGUGAAUUAGAGCACCUUUGCUUUUCACUGAAAAUAAAGAUUAAACUGUAUAUAUCAGAUAACCUGUGCUCUUAGAGUCUCGUGUCUUUUCAAGAGGUUUCUCUGCAACGAGCUAGUGGAAAAUAUACUGGCUGUGAACAUGGGAUUAAUGAUGUUCUCCAUACCAGUAUUCCAUAUCAGAGAUGUUAAUGGGGUAAGAGCCAAACAGCUGUUCAUUGCGAUAUGUGCUAAUUAUUGUUAUCUAGCAGCUUCACAAACAUCUGAACAGAAAAGUAGCUGCUCAGAUAAUCUGCAAGGAGUUCCUCUAUGUGAAGGGUGAAGAACCCAAUGACCCUCCAGCCGGUGAUACUACAACCAAGGAAGAGAGAUGGGCAGAUAUCAUGUUUUGAGACAAGGUAAUAAUUUAGAAAGCUGCAGUCAUAGCUUGUUUAACAAGGCUGAAGUAAACCAGGAUAACUGGUGACCCGACUGAAAACAGAAUUAUGAACCUGAAUGCAAGUUUAUGGGCACACCAGCUGGUUCAACAUUUGAUUAUUCGGAUUGUAGGCAAGUCACUUUAUUGACUGAGCUGUUCCUUUCAAUUAUAGUGUUAUGCUGUUUCUUGAAAAUGUAAUAACUUAUUAGAAAUAUCUUUCUCCUCAACACAUGAAUAAAGAAAGUAUUUCAAGUGUCUGAUAUGGCAAAUCAUUUCUUAAUAUAAAUAUAUUUUUGGUGAGUUAUGAGUUACAUUGUGUGUAAAAGGAUGUUCUUUAACAUUGCAGUAUGGCAGCUUUUUAGGUUCGAAUGCCCCAGUUCCAGGCAUUUUACGCCACUGUUUUUGAAAUACUGUACUGAGUUGGUACAGCAGCUAGGCAAUGGGCUGGAAUGAGGACUUGGUGUUCAGUUCCAAACAGGGAGAGAGCAGUUUUCUCUUCUCCAAAGUGUCCAGACCAAUUCUAAGGCUCCACCCAGCCUCCUAUCCACUGGAUAUUAAGGGCUACCCCCUUGGGAGGGAGGAAUGGGGGUGGAGAGGAGACCAGGGCAUAAAGCUGACUUUCAGUUUUAUGCCAAAGUUAAUAAUUUGUGGAGCUACACUGCCUCCUCCCCCUCCCCAUGUUUUCAUGGUGGUACUUAAUUAAGCAGAGGGGCUUUACUCCUACUUACAUGUGUAUCACUUUAGUGUUGCAUGAUGUCUCAUAUCUAAUAAUGUUU